GGGUUUAGGUGGACGGUGGACGGUGGGCCCGUGGCGGGGUUUGAUAUCCGGAGUGAGCCGUAGAAAGAGUUGAAGAGAUAACGUAAAACAGCAAAGAGAAAAGAAAAGGAAAAUGGCACUCUCACUCUCCUCCUCCUGUGUACGCGUUCCUUCAUGUUUUUGGAAACAAAACGGCAAGAGUUGCAAAGCGGCUCCUAAGGUGUCACGUGAUAACAAGAAUCCAUUGCUCGGAAUUGGUAUUGGGGUCGUAACGGCUUGCGUGAUGGGUUUAACGGCGUUGGACGCCGACGCCACCAGAAUCGAAUACUACGCUACCGUGGGAGAGCCUUUGUGUGAGUACAACUACGUUAAGUCUGGCCUCGGCUACUGCGACAUCGCUGAGGGCUUCGGUGACGAAGCUCCAUACGCUGAGCUUAUCAAUAUUCACUAUACUGCAAGGUUCGCUGAUGGAACAGUCUUUGAUAGCAGUUACAAACGUGCUAGACCUCUCACCAUGCGCAUUGGUGUUGGCAAGGUUAUCAAGGGAUUGGAUCAGGGAAUUUUGGGGGGUGAAGGAGUACCUCCAAUGCGAAUAGGUGGGAAACGCAAACUGCAGAUUCCUCCACACUUAGCAUAUGGCCCUGAACCUGUGGGCUGCUUCUCAGGUGACUGCAAUAUACCCGGCAACGCCACUCUUCUGUAUGAUAUUAAUUUUGUUGAGCUUUAUUCGGGGAACAGAUCAAAGUGAAGGAAGUCCAAAGUGAUCGGAUACAUAUAGAUGCAUAUGAACUACACAUGGAUGGAAUUGUUUUCUAUAUGCUUGAGGAACCUAAACUUGUUGGCUUUCUUUCCUUUUUAACAAAAUACUCAAAUAGGAAGCAACAACUUCAAAUUUUGGACAUGUAACCCGGAAGCUUUUAUGCAUUUGUAGGAGUAAGUAGAAACUGCACGAUAAAGCAUUGAUCACCUGCUUUAGUGGUUUAAUCAGUUGGCAUUGAUUAUAUCUAUAAGCAACAUCAAAAUUUGAUGACACAAGUGAUCAUACUUGAAACAUAGGCUGCUUAAUAUUUCUACUCUUUUGUGAAACAUUCUUUGUGAAAUUUACAACAUGUUUAAUGACCAACUACCUGGUGAUAUGUAAGAUUAAUGAUAAAUGAUAACACUCGGUGUUCUUUUCUUCUCUGGUGUGGAUUGUCUA
This is a messenger RNA of Cajanus cajan (pigeon pea), 1177 nucleotides long. It is a transcript of the gene PNSL4, whose product is annotated as FK506-binding protein 16-2. The record is from RefSeq and is a predicted model, not a curated record. Gene Ontology annotation, cellular component: chloroplast. Lineage: Eukaryota; Viridiplantae; Streptophyta; Magnoliopsida; Fabales; Fabaceae. Gene Ontology annotation, molecular function: peptidyl-prolyl cis-trans isomerase activity.